Talaromyces atroroseus is the source of this 987-nucleotide messenger RNA. RefSeq names its product Deoxyhypusine hydroxylase. Gene Ontology annotation, molecular function: deoxyhypusine monooxygenase activity. The transcript has 2 exons. Lineage: Eukaryota; Fungi; Ascomycota; Eurotiomycetes; Eurotiales; Trichocomaceae. The coding region runs from base 1 to 987 and encodes 328 amino acids. Gene Ontology annotation, biological process: peptidyl-hypusine biosynthetic process. The record is from RefSeq and is a predicted model, not a curated record.
AUGGCUGAAGUGUCACACGCCACCGUCGCUGCCUUGCGCAAAACAUUGACCUCCGAGACUGAACCGCUCGCACGCCGAUUUCGCGCAUUAUUUUCUCUGAAACAUGUUGCUUGCUUGCAGCCACCCACUGAACAGACACUGCCUGCUAUUGAGGCCAUAGCAGCUGCAUUCACAUCGCCAUCUGCGCUGCUGAAGCACGAGCUGGCCUAUUGCUUGGGCCAAAGUAAGAAUGCCGAUGCUCUUCCGCACUUGCUCGACGUUCUCAAGGACCGCCAAGAGGAUACGAUGUGUCGACACGAAGCGGCAGAGGCAUUGGGAGCGUUGGGGUUCAAGGAUAGCCUCGAGCUAUUGAAGACUCUUAGGGAUGACAAGACCGAGCCUGAGGUAAUACGGGAGACAUGCGACAUUGCUGUUGACAGGAUCAUUUGGGACAUAUCAGAAGAAAAGAAGAACGAGAAGAUUAGGCCGAGCGAUUUCGCGUCUAUCGAUCCUGCGCCACCACUUCCACAAUCUAAGGAGGAGCCUUCUAUUCCUGAACUGGAGAAUACACUGCUUGACACAAAACUGCCCCUCUUUCAAAGAUACCGUGCCAUGUUCGCCUUGAGAGACCUUGCAUCACCACCAGACCUACCGACUGCUGUCCCAGCCGUUGAUGCCUUGUCAAAGGGCUUGAAAGACCCGUCUGCACUAUUCCGGCACGAAAUUGCCUUUGUGUUUGGCCAGCUAUGCCACCCAGCUGCUAUACCGAGUCUUACAGCCGCAUUGAGCGAUGUCAAUGAGAUGGGUAUGGUACGUCAUGAGGCCGCGGAAGCCCUUGGUAGCCUUGGGGACGAGGAAGGCGUUGAGGAGAUCUUGAAGAGGUUUGUGAAUGAUCCAGAGCAAGUUGUGAGAGACAGCAUCAUUGUGGCGCUCGACAUGGCCGAGUAUGAGAAGAACGGUGCCAAGGAGUACGCGUUGUUGCCCGAUACCACUGUGCCUGUAGCUUGA